AGCCAUCGUCCCAUCAAGGCACGUUAGACGCAGGUUUCUGCCUACCAAACGCCGUACCGUGCGAGAGCUGCUCGCCAGUUUGUAUGUGUGCUGUGUGUGGUGUGAAGAUAUGCUUGCAGAUCUUUCGCUAUGCUCCAGCGCUUGGGUUUCGCCGCGCGUUUAUGACGCAUUCGGUCACCAGUUCCGCGAAGCCUGACGUGCGCUCUGGCUAGCAAACUAGCGGUUUCCAUUUCUGGAAGAAAGUUCUCGGAAAAGACAAAAUAGUGACACAAAUUGAAGCAUAAGAAAAACAUAUGCCAAGAAAGUGCAAGAAAGUGAAUCGAGUGAUCCAUCUGAAACCAUCCGGCGGCUACGAAGAUGUCUGCAAAGAUCACGACCGGUGGGCCAGCCACCGCUCCGGCCACUACCAACAUCAACAACAACAACGAUUCCCCGGAUGUACAGGUGACGGUUAAGGAUCUUCCGAUCUCGUUUAAGGUCAAGUAUCUUGGCUGUCAACCAGCGACCGGUUUGUGGGGUAUCAAGCAUACGAGGCUUCCAGUCGAUCAUCUAGUCAGCGUCGCCAAAAACCUACCCCCGAACCGGAUUCUUCCGUUCUGCAAUCUAACGGUUUCGCUGGACGGGGUCAAAAUUGAGUCGAUCACCUCAAAGGUGACGCAGGUGUCGAACUUUACCAUCGACACGAUCUCUUACGGUGUGCAGGACCUCGUCUACACGCGGGUCUUUGCGAUGAUCGUCGUGAAGGAGAACUACAACCUGAAGGAGAAGAACCCUUUCGAUGUGCACGCGUUCGUGUGCGAUAGCAGGGCGAUGGCACGGAAGCUGACCUUUGCACUGGCCGCCUCCUUUCAGGACUACUCGAAGCGGGUCAAGGAUGCCGAAGAGAAGAACGUUAGCGGUGAUCCGGAGAAGACGAUACGGAAGAAGUUUGCCAUCGACCUGCGGACACCGGAGGAGAUGCAGCUGGACAUUACCGAGCAGGAAACGGAAGCGUGAUGCGUCGAGAAGCCGACGACAAUAUCCAAUAACAUGCACGCACAAAAAAAACCGCGCACGGAACCAAACUGAGUGCAAAUCCUAGUCCUAAAACGUACGCUCCGUAAAGGAAGCGUCUAGAGUAGCGUCGCCACAGAGAGAUCCGCUCGUUAGCGAGAAAGCCCGAGACCGAUGGGGUUGCUUACGGAUAUCGAUGCAGAUACCAAAUGCAGGGUUUUGUUUCUAUACUGCUUGUCGUUUCGUUUGCCACCUAAGAAAUUUAUUAUGUUUUAGAACUGCUUUUAUCCUUUUUAUACAGCUGAGCGAAAAGUGGAACGAAAUGAUGUUGUACAAACGAUCAGACAGGGAACCGUAGACAAUAGUUUUAAACGAUAAGCAUAUUGGCUGGGGCAUAUCCAGCGUUUCGAAGGUGCACUGUAUAGUAAUUUUAAUACAAUAAACGUUUAUGAGUGCAAAUGUUACACGACCGAAUGACGUUCUAGUAUGGAGAAGAGAAAGCCCCCGAGAACGAUACCAUAUUGCCCCACCAAGGGUUCAGUCGAUUGUGAAUUACCUCUAACGGAAUGCUUAACCAACCUUAAGAAGAUUAAAAGACAGUAACGAACUUUAUAAUGAACGAAACUGACAAAAUAAUCCGAACCGUGGCUAAACGAUAUAUCAACUGAUCAAGUAUUGAUCAUUUUAAAAGAGUGAUUCAAAUGUAAAGGUUUUGAAUAGCUUUUGCUGUACAUGCCAUUUUGCAGCUGAUUUCAUAAAUUGUUUUGUUUGGCUAAUAAACCAAAACCGACAGCACAUU
Molecule: messenger RNA, 1792 nt
Organism: Anopheles bellator
Lineage: Eukaryota; Metazoa; Arthropoda; Insecta; Diptera; Culicidae
Exons: 5
Coding region: 358-996 (212 amino acids)
Source: RefSeq, a predicted model, not a curated record